Messenger RNA from Macrobrachium nipponense, 1290 nucleotides. RefSeq names its product actin-like. NCBI's taxonomy places the organism in Eukaryota, Metazoa, Arthropoda, Malacostraca, Decapoda, Palaemonidae. The record is from RefSeq and is a predicted model, not a curated record. The transcript has a single exon. The coding region runs from base 33 to 1166 and encodes 377 amino acids.
GUUUUCACAAGACCCCGUGACCAAUCACCACCAUGUGUGACGACGACGAGGCAGCGACUCUCAUCUGCGACAAUGGCUCCGGUCUUGUCAAGGCUGGCUUUGCCGGUGAUGACGCUCCCCGAGCUGUCUUCCCCUCCAUCGUUGGCCGCGCUCGUCACCAGGGUGUGAUGGUCGGUAUGGGUCAGAAGGACGCCUACGUCGGCGAUGAAGCUCAGAGCAAGAGAGGUAUCCUCACCUUGAAGUACCCCAUCGAACAUGGCAUCAUCACCAACUGGGAUGACAUGGAAAAGAUCUGGUACCACACCUUCUACAAUGAGCUCCGUGUUGCCCCUGAGGAGUGCCCCACCAUGCUUACUGAGGCUCCUCUGAACCCUAAGGCCAACCGAGAGAAGAUGGUUCAGAUCAUGUUCGAGGCCUUCAAUAUGCCAGCCACUUAUAUUUGCAUUCAGGCUGUCCUCUCCCUUUACGCCUCUGGACGUACCACUGGUCAGGUUUGCGACUCUGGGGAUGGGGUCACCCACAUGGUUCCUGUGUAUGAAGGGUUCGCCCUUCCCCAUGCCAUCCUCCGUCUGGACUUGGCUGGUCGUGACAUCACCAACUACUUGAUGAAGAUCAUGACAGAGCGUGGCUACUCCUUCACCACCACCGCUGAGCGUGAGAUCGUCCGUGACAUCAAGGAGAAACUUUGUUACAUUGCUCUGGAUUUCGAAGGAGAAAUGAAUACCGCUGCUGCUUCUUCCUCCAUCGACAAGUCCUACGAACUUCCUGACGGUCAGGUCAUUACUAUCGGUAACGAGCGCUUCCGAGCUCCUGAAUCAUUAUUCCAACCCUCGUUCUUAGGUAUGGAAUCUUCCGGCGUGCAUGAAGUUGUUCACAACUCAAUCAUGAGAUGCGACAUUGACAUCAGGAAGGACUUGCUGGCUAACGUUGUCAUGUCUGGUGGUACCACCAUGUAUGCUGGUAUUGCUGACAGGAUGCAGAAGGAAGUCACUACUCUGUCCCCAUCCACAAUUAAAGUCAAGAUCAUUGCUCCCCCUGAGAGGAAGUACUCCGUCUGGAUCGGCGGUUCCAUUCUUGGAUCUCUGUCUACUUUCCAGAACUUGUGGUGCACCAAGGAAGAAUACGACGAGUCGGGUCCUGGAAUUGUCCAUCGUAAAUGCUUCUAAAAUAUAAGAGUUGAGACCAUUUCCUUAUUCAACAGAUAUUUCAUUAACUGGAGAAAGACUUUAUGUCUACACAAAGUGUACAUGAAAGAAGAGUAUGUUUGUAAGUUUUAUUAAUAAAUAUCUA